Molecule: messenger RNA, 4359 nt
Organism: Symbiodinium necroappetens
Lineage: Eukaryota; Dinophyceae; Suessiales; Symbiodiniaceae
Source: the annotation of a GenBank genome assembly
AUGAAGGUGUCCGGCCCCUUGGUGGUCGCUGAAAACAUGUCAGGCACGAAGAUGUACGAGGUGGUCCGAGUGGGCAAGGACCGGCUGGUGGGUGAGAUCAUCCGGCUCGAGGGCGACACGGCGAGUAUCCAGGUGUACGAGGAUACCUCUGGCUUGACAGUUGGCGACCCCUUGGUGAAGACGGGCUUGCCGCUUUCCCUGGAGUUGGGUCCUGGAAUCCUUGACGGAAUCUAUGACGGCAUCCAGCGACCACUGGAGCGAAUUCAGCAGCUUGCACAGAGCGUCUUCGUCCCGCGAGGGGUAGAUGUGCCAAACCUGGAUCGCGAGAAGCAGUGGGACUAUACGCCAGAGAACAACAUCAAGGUGGGCGACCUUGUCACCGGAGGUGAUGUCGUCGGCGUGGUUCGAGAGAACGGGCUCUUCAAGAGACACAUGAUCAUGGUUCCCCCUGGCGUGAAGGGACGCGUGACCAAGGUGAUGCCUGCGGGCAAGUAUACAGUCCAGACGGCUGUGGUAGAGGUUGAAGAGUCCGGAAAAGCGAUGAAGGUCGAGCUGUUCCAGAGAUGGCCAGUGCGAGAGGCACGACCUGUUGUGGAGAAGCUCCAGGGUAAGGAAGCCCUGCUUACCUGCGAGCGCGUGGCUUGGAUGGACCAGUUGCCGAAAGGCGUUCUCUCCAUGCUUUCAAUUGCCGGAACGGACAGCGCAGGGCCGCCGGCCCUACAGCCUUUUCAUGCUAUGGCAUCCGGUAGCGUGCUGGAUGGCCUUCGCUUUCAGCGCUUCCUGGCAGAUGAUGACGCCACGGGGGCGCCUGCCUCAACCACUGAGGGCAGGUAUGGAGUACCAAGGUACAACGGAGAUCCUAGCCGUUUGAACGAAUGGAUCUUUCGUGCCCGCACCCUGGAACGCAAGGAGAGCGCACUGACCGAGGAGCAGAAGAAGCUUGGUCCCCUCACCUUGAGGUUGAUCGAGUGCUUUACCGGCCAGGCUCUCAAGAUUGCCCAGGGGCUUGACAUGGCGAAGCUCGAGAAGCCGGAGACCGGCCUGAACUACCUGAUCGACGCCCUGUCUGGGGAGCUUCGCCCACGUCGCCUCCAACAAGCCAGAGAGUUGUAUGAAGCAGGAGCACAGACGGGCGGAAUAUUGGCCCGGCACCACGUGGAGAGUAUGGGACAGUAUGUUCUACGACGCCGAGCGUGGUACCGAGCCAUGGUGGAUCUGAACGAGGAACUGAAGUUGCCCGACUUGAUCCUCUCCGAACAGCUGCUCAACAACGCUGGCUUGACGCCCGACCAGAAGCUCAUGAUACGAACAGCAAUUGGAGGAGACAUGAAGUUUGACAGAGUGGCCCAGGAGCUGUUGGCGCAGCACCCUCAUAUCCAUGAAAGAGCGCUACAGCAUCCCGGCCACCACCGACGACCCUUCGGAGACCUUCGAGGACAUCCUUCGGGACAUCGAGCUGGGUAUGGAAAGGGGCCGAACCACUACAAGGCCGCCCACCAUGGCAAACCACGUUUCCAUGCCUUUACUGCCGAGAAUGACACCGCCGACUACCCGGAGGAGUUCUACUAUGAGGACGCGGCCAACCACGACGAGGAAGCGCAGGGCUAUUUUGGACAAGAAGAUGGUGAUCCUUUGGAGCCCUACGAGAUCGGCACGUUCGCUGAAGAGCACUUGGCUUUCCUCGCCGAGAACGGCCUCGACCUCGAGGACCCGGAGGCUUGUGAGUAUGCAGCGGAGAUGGUGCAGUCUCAGGAAGAGGCUUACUUUGCCGGGAAGCAAGCAAGGACAAAAGGGCACGCCGGGUUUCGAGGACCCCAGUUCGAGCUCUCCGGCAGCUUCACCCUCGAUGAGAAGAAGGCGAAGCUACAGGCUUUGAAGGCCCGCACCACGUGCAAGCGCUGCGAUGCAGUUUGCCCUCUACAGAAGGGCAAGGGCAAACCCAAGGGUGGCAAGGGAAAAUCCUCUACGAGCACAACGAGCACUUCGCCGCCUUCGGGCGGAAAGGGCAAGCCACAUGGAGCGGCUAAGCCCCGCACGGUCUACUUUUCCAUAUCUGAGGAGACCCAAGCUGACCCUUUUGCCAGUCUUGCCCUACGACGCGAUCCACCACAAGAGUUGAAGGCGCUGCCACCCUCCUAUCGUGCCGUGCCACCGCCGACCAGCCUACAGGAGACGACCACGGAUCCGGACAGCCCCGGACACUGGAGCUUGGUGGCCAACGACGAGUACCAGGAGGAGCAGCGGCUAGCGUCAGCAGGGAUAUGGGAGCCCAUGGAGACAGAGGACCACGAGUGGAACCAGCUUGUGCAGGCGCUGGGGCCACCUGACGUGGCCGCACCACUGCCCGACUCCGAGACGAAUGCAACUGGGUGUUCGACACGAUGGGCGGUAGAUGACCUACGUGUGCCUACUGGACCGCCGGCAACGACAUCUACCACCAGCCCACCUGGUCCGAUGACCUCCUCUACUACGACUGUGCCCGGACCAAGGUCUACUGCGAUGCCGACGCCUACGAGACCCUCUACGGCAGUACCUCAGGUGCAGGAACGAGUGCAAUUCCGAGAGUGCACCCAUCGGAAUGUUACCGCAGCCGGCUCCACUGCCCACUACCACCAAACAAAGUGCAAGGACUGCGGUAUGCUGCUGACGCGUACGAAAAGGGACACUGGACCGCCGUCUACGACGACACCGACCUCUACCACAUCGGCCUGCCAGCACCAUUGGGCGACCUGGAAAGGGUCGAAUGGGGUGAUGCGGAUCAGGACCUGCCUCACCUGUGGAUAUCGUGAGCGGUUCAAGCUUGGAGCUGAGGGCGCAACCGCAUCAACUACAACCCCUUUGACUACCUCGCGGCCAGGAACAGCUCAUGAUGGAGUGCAGUUGCAACGCGAGCAGGUGCUGAGGGUGGUGGAUACUUAUGUGCAGCUGAUUCAGCAACGGACCGCGGACAUGGGCGCCACCGUUCCUGUGCAACGUCUACAUGAAGAACUCGACCUUGCGGUAGCAGCCAACCUCACCUGGGCCGAACCUCGGCCCGCUCCUACGUCGGCAUCUUCAGGCUACCCUUCGUCUCCGCCUACUACCUCUGGAGCGGGUAGCUGGACUAUGACAACACCGCCUAGAAUGCCGACAUCCGGAACCGCCGCCAACAGCCACACCCCGGAGAUUCACCGUGGACAUUUACAAGCACGGGGGCAAAAGAUUGUGGAAGCCGGACGAUACAAACACUCCGUCUACGACGUGGCCUACCAGGACGAGAACUGCCGCAAUUGGGUGAUCCAGAACAUCGGAGAGAACAGCCACUCGAGUAUGAAGGCGCUGAAGCAAUACUUCCUUGAGCGCAACGGCUUCCACCGGGAGAACCCGCAGAUGGCCCUCAUGGCAUUUGGAGCGGAAGGGUUUCCCGAGGGCGACUUGGUGGCUAUUCUGGAUACAGGAUGCAAUCAAACCUGCCAUGGAUCAAGAUGGCUGGAGCGCUACAUGAACAGCACCGGCCAGGAUAUGCCCAACCUAGAUGAGAAUGACCUCGGAAGCUUCCGAGGAAUCAACGGACGUGUGAGGAUCAAUGGGACUCGCCACAUCCACCUGUGCCUCGAGCUGGUCAACGGAGGACUGGCCCAGGGCGAUCUGCGCAGCACGGAGCUCUGUGACUCAGACGCUCCACUGCUCCUAUCCGUGCAGGCACAGAAGGCGCUGGGGCUUAUCAUCGACGUGGCCGGCGAGGUCGUGCACUCACAGGCGCUCGGACAAGAUCUCAAGCUGGUGUACAAGGACGGCCUCCUCGCGAUACGGCUUCUACCUGGAGACUUGGCGGAAAUUCCCGAUGAGGAAAUGGAGAACACACCGGAUCUACCACCAUCCGGAGGACCGGAGCCUCCUGCCACCACAACGACCACUGUGCCUACGCCUGCGACGGACUCUACAGGAUGGGAGAUUGUGGACCCGGAGGAGGAACAGCCGGAAUGCGACAUCGGCUACUUCGCGGUGGACAAUGAGCAGCCACACGUCAUGAGCAAGCAGCAGCACACGCGGGUGAAGGAAGGCACAGCGGCUGUACGAGCACGAGAUCGACACCUAUGGAGUCAAGUCCGCCCUUUUCGUCACAGAAGGAGUGCCGAACUGCCGCGAGGGUGCCGCACCUUUCUUCUCGAGAUCUUCGCUGGAGCUGCCAUUUUGACGCAAGUGGCAUACCAGGACUGGGGGCUCCCUGUCUCCAAUCCGGUCGACCUCAACACCGGCUUCGACCUGUUGACCUACGAAGGGAGAAGGACGACCCCUACGCCAUCUCCUUUGCACCUGUGUGUACACCAUGGACGUCUUGGACGAACCUGCUUACAGGAGAGGCUCGCAACAAGGUGA